Momordica charantia (bitter melon) is the source of this 2894-nucleotide messenger RNA. RefSeq names its product cation/H(+) antiporter 15-like. Gene Ontology annotation, molecular function: antiporter activity. NCBI's taxonomy places the organism in Eukaryota, Viridiplantae, Streptophyta, Magnoliopsida, Cucurbitales, Cucurbitaceae. The record is from RefSeq and is a predicted model, not a curated record. Gene Ontology annotation, cellular component: membrane; endomembrane system. Gene Ontology annotation, biological process: proton transmembrane transport; regulation of pH.
CAGAAAAAAGAAAAAAAAAAAACAAACAAACAAACAUAGCUGUGUUCUAUGUUUUGGCGAAACAUAAAUUAAUAAAUAACCAAAUUGCAUCUCAGAUUUCCAACAAUCCCACCUCGAAUUUUGCCCAGUUCCUUAUUUACCGGAACUUUUACGACAAUCUCUGAAAUCUUCCUGUGCAUUUCCAUUCUCUUUCUCUUCAGGGCGGUGGUGGCCGAGACGCCGGUGCCGGAAACAACCGUGUUGGGUGGUUCCGACGCUCGAAGAUGCAGUGGCCACAGCCCGUUGAGUAUUAUACAAAGCAUCGGUACGAUGAUCACUCCGUCGUGUGUUACAAUAGCAAUAUAACUCACGAGGGUUCUCUAUGGCGGGCUGAGAAUCCCGUGGCUUCAACUCUCCCUGUCUUCGCUCUCCAACUUUGCUUAAUUAUUUUCUUCUCUCGUGUUCUCAUCUUUAUUCUGAAACCUCUGCGCCAGCCUCCCAUUGUCGCUGAGAUUCUUGCUGGGGUGCUGCUGGGGCCGUCGGUAUUGGGGUUGAAUGAUUUCUUUGUUAAAUAUAUAUUUGCUUUGAAGAGCUUGUUGGCGUUGGAAACUGUGGCGAAUUUGAGUCUGGUUUAUUACAUAUUUCUGGUUGGUCUCGAGCUGGACAUGGCCCCAAUUGUUCGGGCGGGAGGGAAAUCCAUAAGCAUUGCUUUGCUUGGUCUUAUUCUUCCAAUUCCUGUUGGGAUUGGCUUGCAUCACCUUAUCAAUAGUAACCAUAACAAACCAAAGAUGGGAGAGGCUGCUGCCCACGGUCCUCUGUUUUGGGGGAUUUCCUUGGCUGCCACCAACUUCCCCGACCUGUCGCGGAUCCUUUCAGAUGUCAAGCUUCUGCAUUCCGAGAUUGGAAGAACUGCUUUAUCUGCCGCCGUUAUCACGGACCUCUGCUCUUGGUUGCUUCUUGUGAUCACCAUGUCAAUAAGCAAUGCAGGCAAAUACUAUGCAGUGUCCUCCACAUUUGUGUUUGUCUGUACGUGCCUUUUCCUCCUCCGCCCUGCUCUAAAGUGGCUCAUUCGCGUCAGCAGCAAGGAUGGGAACUACAAUGAGUUCCACAUCUGCUUUGUGAUGACCGGCGUCGUGGCGUGUGGUUUGAUUACCGACGCGUGUGGGUCGCAUUCAAUUGUCGGGGCGUUCAUGUGGGGAGUUAUCAUGCCCAAGGGUGAGCUGAAGGACAUGAUCAUGGGGAAGGUGGAGGAUUUGGUUAAAUCAAUUCUGAUGCCUACGUUUUUCUUGGUGACUGGCCUCAGAGUGGAUUGGAGUAGCAUUUCUAAAGACUCGGAUUGGGGUUUGGUGGUGUUGAUCAUCUUCUUGGCUGCCUCAGCCAAGAUUGUCAGCACUUUCCUUGUGGCUAUCUUCUGCAACAUGCCGCCGCGUGAGGGCUUGACUCUCGGUUCGCUAAUGAAUACCAAAGGCUUACUCGCGUUGAUAAUUAUAAGUGCAGGACGUGAUAUGCAGGCUUUGGGUCCUGCCACUUUCACAGUGAUGCUCAUGUCUUUCUGGGUAAUGACGGCUCUAAUUGGACCAACAUUGGCUUUUACCUACAAAUCAAUCAAGACUUCGAGGAAAAAUAGGUACAGAACCAUUCAGAGCAUCAAACCAGAGGCAGAGUUCCGAGUGGUUGCCUGUGUCCACUCCACCCGCAAUGUCUAUGGCCUCAUCCAUCUACUCGGAGCUUCCAACCCCACCAAGCAAUCGCCGCUCUUAGUCUUCGCCAUCCACCUAGUUGAGCUCGCUGGUCGGGCCACCGCGAUGCUCAUUGUCCAUGGCCAAUGCAAAGCCAGCUCUGCCAAAGCCAAGGUCCAGACGGAUCACAUCAUCAAUGCUUUUGACAAGUUCGAGAGCGAGCACAAUGGUGUAACCAUCCACUCCCUCACAGCGGUGUCGCCCUACGCCACAAUGCACGACGACAUCUGCGGUAUUGCAGCGGAGAAGCGUGUUCACUUGAUCCUCGUCCCAUUUCACAAGCAACCCACCCUCGACGGCGGAUUGGAAGAUGGCAACCCCUCAAUUGGGAUUGUCAACAACAAUGUGAUGGCCAAUGCCCCCUGUUCUGUCGCGGUCCUUGUCGAUCGUGGCCUCUCUGCCUCCGGCCCCACAGACUCCCAUCGUUCCAAUCGCCUGCAACAACGCUUCGCUCUGUUCUUCAUCGGCGGCCCCGAUGACAGAGAAGCUCUAGCUUAUGCGUGGCGGAUGUCAGAGAAUCCAGGCAUCUUAGUAACAGUCGUGAGAUUCCUCCCCGGCGACGAAGUCAAAGAGAUGACAAUAACAGACUUCCCAGGAGAAGAAAACGUGGAGAUUCUUACAGCCUUAGCCGGAGCAGAGAAGGAGAAGGUGAUCGACAACGAGUUUAUACAGAACUUCCUGUCUGAAAUCUCGAGCAACCCAUCCAUAAGGUACGCAGAGGUAUUAGUGAACAAUGGGGAUGAAACGUUGAAGGCAAUAAGCACAAUGGAAAACGAGUUCACUCUGUACAUUGUGGGGAGAGGGAGAGGGAUGGUGUCGCCGCUGGUGUCGGGGCUAUCGGAGUGGAGUGACUCACCGGAGCUGGGAGUGCUGGGGGAUGCAUUGGUGACGUCGAGUUUCGCGACGAAUGUGUCGCUGCUGGUGGUGCAGCAGGGGGAUGUGGAUGCAGGGGAGGACAGGGGAGAGAAGUUUAACGAAGGGGGGGUUUUGGCAGAUCAAUUUGGAGGGCAGGGGGCAUGGCAGUCGCCGAUGAAGAAGAACGUCAAUGGAGAUUUUGAUCUUUUUGUGAACCAAAACCAGAACCAGAAUGGUGAAGGUGAGGAGAAAGAUGAAGAGAAGGGGCAACAAGGCCAUUUUCAGGUAAAUGACACCAAUCUUCAUCCAACUAAAUUGUGA